CUUAUUUUUUCUUGCAACAAUCAGCUGUACAGUAAAAAGAGAAUCAGAGACGGAGGAGGCGGUCUUUUCCCACCCUUCUCCUCCUUGUGGGCUGUGGCUCGGCUGGUGGCUGCGUUGUGGGACAACAAUGAAUUCAGGUAUGACCCAGAUAUCGCACUCGCCCACUGCCAGCAGGCUUAAUUCCGCUUGGAUUGGGAAUGGGAAUUUAAUUACGCAUGGGCUAGGGCUAGGACUAGGGGGAGAAGCAGCAAACAAUAGCAAUAGUAGAAAGAAUAGAAACAAUGCACUUGUAACCAUCAUGAGAGACAGAAGCAAUAACAGGAAGCCGCUGCAGAAAGGCCGGAAUCUCAGCAUCGAAGCCAUUCAAACGGUUCAGGCACUCAAGCGGGCCAGAGCCACUAGUAGUUGUCCGCUGGAGCCUGCCCUUGAGACCACCUUUAGGCGUUUGCUCAAGCUCGAUAUGAUAGCCGUUCUACGCGAACUCAUUCGCCAGAACCAGUGUUAUUUGGCUCUUAAGGUUUUCGAAGAAAUUCAGGAGGAGUAUUGGUAUAGGCCUCAAAUAUCACUGUAUGCUGAAUUGGUCUCACUUUUGGGAAGCAAUGGUUUGCUUGAAGAGGUUGAACUGCUUUUCAUUAAAUUGAAGAAGGAACCUUGUUUAGAGCCUGAUAUUAACGGUUUUAAUGCAUUGCUGGAGAUUUUAGCAAAUUUCAACCUCACUGGACUUGCAGUUGAGUGCUUUUACCUGAUGAAAUCUAUAGGCUGUGACCUGGAUAAGUUGUCAUUCAAGAUAUUAAUCAAUGUUUUAGAGUCAAAUGAGGAAGCAAGUCUUUCAGCUUUUUUUCGACUGGAAGCCCAGAAAUAUUUUGGUCAAUCUCUAAAUUUUCAAGAGAAAGGAGAGGGAGAAGGAUAUUCUUUGAGCUCAAACUGACUUGGUUACUCUUGCAGGAGCUGCUAGAUGCAAUCUGAUAGCACCUCCCAUUGCAAGUGUUUAGCAUGUUCUACCCUGUCAGGAAAAAGUUCUUGCACUUUUUUUUUGUUUAGCGGCUAGGAGCUAUUUAAAUAUUUGUAGCCAAAUUUACCGGUGACUUUAAACUCUUUACUUAUGGAGACAAGUGCAAUGGUUAUGCUUUGCGGCUAAUGCUUUUCAAACCAUGAAAUUUAAUUUGGUAUUGGUUGCAAGUGCACGAAA
Messenger RNA from Coffea eugenioides, 1189 nucleotides. RefSeq names its product protein THYLAKOID ASSEMBLY 8-like, chloroplastic. Bases 128 to 928 code for a protein of 266 amino acids. Gene Ontology annotation, biological process: Group II intron splicing; chloroplast organization. Gene Ontology annotation, molecular function: protein binding; RNA binding. The record is from RefSeq and is a predicted model, not a curated record. NCBI's taxonomy places the organism in Eukaryota, Viridiplantae, Streptophyta, Magnoliopsida, Gentianales, Rubiaceae. The transcript has 2 exons.